AUGCCGCUGAUAAAGCCGCCCAUGGAUUCCAUGAAUCACCCAAGGGAGAUGCAGCCCUACCGAGACAGUGCUGAGGAAUGCAUUGCAGCGCUAGAGGUCCUUCGAGAGCGCGCGCAGAAGGAAGAAUCUUCUCCAUCUAAUACGGUCCAAGAAAAGGAUGUUCUACUCUUAGUCGCUAUAUAUCAAGCUGAGAAGACUAUUUCAUCACUCAGAAGCGUGAUUGUGCUUACGUCUAGCAUAGAACAGGUCCUUGGAGAUUCAGAUGGCACUUCCAAGCUAGCCGCUCUCCUCGAUGAAUUGUUCGACACCAUCCCUAAAACAAUUGCUGAUGCUGAUGCUGCUCUGGCCGAACUUCUCAAGUCUCGGCAGCUGCGCUAUUUGUCGAAGCCAUUCUACGCCAGUCGUCUCAAACAAGCCGAGAGAACCAUUAACAAGAGCAUUGUCGAGCUCGCUUCCGCUUGUAAAUCAAUCACAUCAGUAAAGGAAGCGUUAGACGAAAACGAAGGCAGAUUGAGACGGCUCAAAACGUAUAAUACACUUUUGAGAAAUUUAGCGAGCUUGAAUCCUUCGGAUGAUCCAAACCUUCGUGAAACAGGACUUCGUAUGAUGUGGGAGGAAAUUCCUCACUGGCCGGAUAUUGAAGCCUUGCUCGAGCUCCGAGAUGACCCAGGAGAUGGGUUGGUUUACAAUGAUAAGCAGAUAGCGCAAGUCCAAACUGUCUUGGAGAAUUUUCAUGAUGCUUGGGUCAACACACCGGCCCUAGAAGGAAUACAGCCUCCGCGAAACAUCCGUUAUCUCCCCCGCAUCUGCUGUGUUCUUCGGGGUAUGCGGCGAGAAAAUCUGUUGGGGGCCUUUAUAGAUAGCGGAUGUACCGACAACGACAUCCGUUUCUCCGAAGCUCAUUUGAUCGAGAUUCUUUCUGGCUUCAGCAAAGACUAUGCUAAAAUAUUUUUCACAGAACAGAGCCGCGUAAAACCUCGAGAUUGGCCCGAGGGUUCCCAUGCUGUAUUCGGUGAAAAAGAACCGUUGCCGCUAGUUGCCGACAUUCCAAUGACUGACACCCUCCAUGGACAUUCUCUCACAAGCAGGAAUGUGCAGUCUGGCGAUCGAUAUGUUGUAAAACAAACAAAAUUACGAGGUCGCGAAAUGAUGAAGAGGGAAAUGAGGAACUUGAAGAAGCUUGAACACCGACACAUCGUGAAAUUCGUGAAGUCAUUUGAGCGCGGGCUUAUAUUUGGGCUUCUGCUAAAGCCUGCCGCUGCCUACGAUCUCAAUACCUAUUUGCGUAGGUUUAAACAAAACAAGUUCUAUGCCAAAACGGGAGUUCGUGACGCUUCGGAUGGCAAUGAGGAAGCAAUUCAGACCGCCCAGAUCAUCACUAAUCGCUAUGCGGCCCCAGAACUCCUGGGAACGAUAGAAAAAGGGUGUUCUGAAGGUUUCGAUAACGCAUAUAAGACCUCCAGGGUGGGAGAACUCAGGAAACAGACUAAAGCCGGGGGCGAAUAUACUUCCAGUGAAACCAGAAAGCUUCGCGCGAAGGAAGUAGAUAUCUUCAGCUUGGGCUGCGUCUUUCUCGAGCUACUAAGCUGCAUUACAGGUGAUACUUUGCCAAUUCUGGACGAAGAUGGAGAGAAGCUCAGCUCUUUCGCUCUUCAAAUCCACGACGUUCGUGCGUGGGCGGCACGUAAAUCGAGUAGUGAUGAGUUCAAGGAACUGCGCGAUAUUUUUGACUUAGCUUCAGCUAUGAUCAAUGAAAGGGCGGAAGAACGACCCGAUAUAGAUGACAUUGUACAGAGGAUCAUGGAAGCGGGAGAAUUUUUUUCCUGUAAGACUUGUCGAUACGAGUACGAGAGUGAUGUCCGAGUCACCUUAAUGCAGCCACUCAUAAAUCGAAUCGAACAGCCAGAGCAAAAGUCAGAGACCCUCACACAAAGACAGGAGUCGUUGAUGAGAGAAAAUGAGCUACAGAUGGGAGAGCGGCGUGACAGCAGCGAAGUAGAUGAUGACAUCAAUUCUUUGUUCUCCGUCCCCUCCAUUGGUGUCUCUUCAUUCUCCAGUUUCUCCAGCAUUCAGCAUAAUGACAUGCAGGAUGAAAUUGAGGAGCUUUCAUCACUUCUGAUCGCUGAUAAUGGGAUUCUCGAACUACUAGAGAUGGCAAUCAACAGACCUCAUGCUAGACCGAAAAUUGAGUCCAAAUUAUCACGUCUUCUGAAAGUGUUCGGCGGGGAUCUAAGGAAGGAGGCGAAUGAUGAAAUCCAGGUAGCUGCGGCGAGACUCAUACGGACUAAGGCGAAUAAGCUCACGACCAGCAUGCUGAGAAACCAUGAGUUAAAUCGCGCUGGAACUGAUCUCAACGACGCAACGUCAGGCUGGGAGACAACAAACGUCGACAGGACCAUCAAAGUACAGACAAAGCUAUAUUCUAUCCUUCGGACAAAUCCACAGGCUGAAGAGGAUAAUGAUGGCGGCGACGAUGACGACAAUAAUGAUGAUGAUGUAUGGUCCAGAGCCUCUUCUGAAGAGGUUGACCCUGACAACGACUUUGAUGUAGGCCUAAAGUCUUUGAAUGAUCUUAAGAGUUUCAUCAUAUCCAGCCAAGCUUUUGACCAUUUCAGAGCCUUGCUUCGGCGUAUGGUCUUCCCGAGUCCACUACGCGAAGUCAAGUGGGUUAUCUCUAAGGCUUUAUCAUUACCAAGCAAAACCUACUCCGUCACAUUCACAGUGAAAUGGGAUGUUCAAGCGUACAUAGCGACCGAACUCGAACAUAGUCGUGGUCUUGGAUGGAAGCAGCCUUUGCUUAGCGAACAAUACUACUCUUUGGAUGUUGACGAUAGCUAUCUCGUCUGCAGAGCAUCAGAUGAAACCCCCAGCUUGGAUCCUGGAGACUUGAGUCUUGAAUGCAAAGCGUCUCUCACAGACAUAGUCGACGUUGCUCAGCAACUCACCUGGCUUUCAGCUAGUUUUAGGUCCUGCAAACAGAGCCAUCUAUGCUAUUCACAAGUCGACUUCCGGAAGUCAGGUACUUAUAAAUUUGAUAUAAAUCCUUUGACCUUGGAAGAAAUCCACGACUUGGGAGGCGAAUGCUGGCUACCACUAUUCAUGAACGGUGUCAUUGCUCGUGGAUUCCCAGUGCCUUCGCGACAUCAUGGUGAGAAAGGCAUUGAGAUCCCUUUCCACGUCAUGGUUAGUCUAGGCAAAGUCAUGUAUCCAAUGUUCGAUUCACACGGCAUCUACUUGAAGGGUGUCUACAGCGUCUUCUUUCCGACGGCCAUAUCAUCUGACAAGACUUCAGUGCAGUGGCAUAUGUCCACUGACUCCAAUCAUAAAGAUUACUUGCCGCCAGGACAAUUUCCCAACCAAGUGCGUGAGGGACUGACAUUGAAGUUUGAAAGCCUUGAAGAAUUAUCCUCGGCUGAGAGGACGUUUCUCGGCUACGUUAGGUCAAUUGAAGCACAUAUAGGCACAAGUUCCGUGGUCGCAUCCGAAAGUGUUCGAGCAACAAUGUCAUCUGCUGCAUACGAUGAAGAUCCAGCUACAGCCGUAGAGAUCAACAAGAUUCAGACUGGCACAAGUGGGCUUGGAUUCUGGGGGUUUCAAGCCGAGGCGGACAUUCUCUAUCCCAAGGGGCUACACUACACGGCUGAAACUGGCUGGUAUAUCGACAUGCUGGACAUAGCCAAAGUCAGACCUUUAAUUGUCUAUGAUCACGCACGAGAGCACCAACGCGCCUGGCUGAUACCAACAUUAAGCGCAGUUCUUCACAUGGCGCAUGUGUGGGGCCGCGACAAACGUGACGUUGGCCUACUACCUUUUGCUGAAGUGAGCUGCGAUCCCGGCGAGGCUGCCUAUCAGGCUAUUAGAGAACAUAGUAAAGACAAGUUACGAGACUCCUUGGAGGAGCGUAAAGACUAUUUGGUUCGAGAUCUGGUGGGCAGGCUCUUAAUAUGCAUAGAGAAGCUACUCGAAGUGGAAGCUAAAGCGCGAAGCGAACCUCGCAAGAUCAUCAGCUUCGAAACCUCUAACAAGCUCUAUGGUUGGGAUCUUCUAGGGAUUGCGCAAGGUGAUGGUAACAUUUCGCGCCAGGAAUUAUCUAUCGACGAGGAGUGGAGAUUACUCGGCGCAGAUAUCGCAGUCUUGUUCUGCCAGAACAUUGGCGAGCUCAUAAGACCCGCCCAAAGCGUCAAGAUUUGUAUGAGAGCGGAUGCUGCAAAACUCUCAAACAACCAUCUGAUCGCCACUGUCAAAUGUCUUCGGUGGCUUUCAGAUAAACGAGGGAAGUCUCGGGAUAGUUCAUGCCUCCGGCUCGGAAACAAGCUGUUCUGGGUCUCACCAGGCGAAUCCCUCUUCAAUGAUUGCACUAGCUGCUGGAAUAAUAGACUACACUUAGGAGUCACGCAAUGCUUGAAACAGGCGCAGCCAAUUCUCAGGAAAGACUGCCCAGACCCAAAGACGGGACCCCCGCCCUUAGAAGGCGCAGUCGUAUUUGGAACGAGGAAACUUCUCAAGGCCCGCUCGCCCACCCCUGAAACCUCAUCUUUGAGUCAGUCACAAUCGUCAGAGACACAAGCAAGUAGCGUUUCAACUCCUCAGAGCAUUGAUGCCGUAGCUGGAGCGAAUGAGAACCAGACUGGUAUUGAAAGGGGGUUGGACAAAGGGAGCAGCGGAAGAGAGACAACAUAA
Messenger RNA from Bacidia gigantensis, 4680 nucleotides. RefSeq lists its product as uncharacterized. NCBI's taxonomy places the organism in Eukaryota, Fungi, Ascomycota, Lecanoromycetes, Lecanorales, Ramalinaceae. Gene Ontology annotation, biological process: protein phosphorylation. Gene Ontology annotation, molecular function: protein kinase activity; ATP binding. The coding region runs from base 1 to 4680 and encodes 1559 amino acids. The transcript is spliced from 4 exons. The record is from RefSeq and is a predicted model, not a curated record.